UCCGGGAGGUGACCCGGGACGGGCUCCGCCGCCGCCAGCAGCGCCGGCCUCGGGAGCACCGUCAGGUCUGGCCCGGCCCCCGCCCCUGCCCGGUAUGGCGGGGCCGCGGCGGGCCCGGCGCUCCGCCCGGGGUGGCGGCGGAGGGUGUUGCUGGGCGCUGCCCACGGGGCUGCUGUGCGCCUACGGCUUCUUCUGCAGCGUGCGGCCCUCGGAGCCCUUCCUCACCCGGUACCUGCUGUCGCCGUACAAAAACCUCUCCAGAACCCAGGUGUUCAACGAGAUUUACCCGGUGUGGACGUACUCCUACCUCGCACUGCUCUUCCCGGUGUUCCUGGCCACAGACUACCUGCGGUACAAGCCCGUGGUCCUGCUGCAGGGCCUGAGCCUCAUCGUCACCUGGUUCAUGCUGCUGUACGCCCAAGGACUACGAGCCGUCCAGUUCCUCGAGUUCUUCUACGGGAUGGGGACAGCCGCGGACAUCGCCUACUACUCCUACAUCUACAGUGUUGUCGAUGUCAAUCUGUACCAGAAGGUCACCAGCUACUGCCGGAGCGCCACCCUGAUAGGAUACACGGUGGGCUCGGUGUCCGGGCAGGUCCUGGUGUCGGUAGGGGGAUGGUCCCUUUUCAGCUUGAACGUGAUCUCCUUAACCAGCAUAUCAAUUGCGUUUGGCACAGCGUGGUUCCUGCCAAUGCCACAAAAAAGCCUUUUCUUUCACCACGUCCCCGGGCAGCAGCUCAGUUGUGAAAUGAAGGUCAUGGACUGUAAAAAUGGAUCAGCUGUCCAAGAUCACCCUGCUGUGCAGAGGGCACCUGGCUGGGAGGAUGAAUCACAAGUUCCCUUAAAUGGGGAGAGUCACACAGCAGAGAAGCAGUCUAUGCAGGAACAGAAAGUAGACAUCAUAAAGGUGCUCAAAGAUCUCUGGCGGGACUUCCUGCAGUGCUACUCCUCACGGACCAUGCUCUGCUGGUCUGUGUGGUGGGCAUUGUCCACCUGUGGCUACUUCCAGGUCAUCAACUACGCUCAGGGCCUGUGGGAGAUGGUGCUGCUGCCUUCUCAGAGCACAGACAUCUACAACGGUGCCGUGGAGGCAGCCUCAACACUGCUAGGAGCUGUUGCAGUGUUUGUUGUGGGUUACAUAAAGACAUCCUGGGCAACAUGGGGUGAAGUGGCACUCGCCCUGUUCUCCUUUCUUAUUGCUGCCACUGUGUACAUCAUGAACACCGUGGGGAACAUCUGGGUGUGCUACACAUCCUAUGUUGUCUUCAGAAUUAUCUACAUGAUGCUCAUCACAAUAGCAACGUUCCAGAUCGCUUCAAAUCUCAGUGUAGAACGGUAUGCCCUGGUGUUUGGGGUCAAUACUUUCAUUGCCUUAGCACUUCAGACACUGCUCACUUUGAUCGUUGUGGAUGCCAGUGGACUUGGGUUGGACAUUGUUCCCCAGUUUAUGAUUUAUGCCUCUUACUUCGCGGCCAUCUCGCUGGUGUUCUUGGGCAGUGGCAUAUACAGUGUUAUGAGAGCUUACAGAAGAAAAGAGCAAAUGCACAGCAGAUCUCCUGAAAGCCAGUAGUGCACCAAGUUGAGAUUCUUGGUGCCUACAUAUGAAGAUAUAGGUCUGUUUUUUGAUCUCUGCCCUUUCUUCCCAAGGCAGGCACCUUAACGGUAUUUGAUCCAUAUUCAUACUACAUUAGUAGCACAUUUUAGAAGGUAAAUGUACUAGCUCUUAUGUAAGUAAGAGCAGAUAUCUUCUUUCUAAAAUGCCUUUUGUUCUUCUGUUGCAUAUAUGAGAUGUGCAGCAGAGAACUGUAAGCUGUCUCAAAGAUUGAAAGCCUUAGGAGGUUUUGGGUUUAGGCUGCGUUGUUGAAAAGACAGCCUCACGAUUGUCUAGUCAGCUGCUGCUCUGUCACUGAGGUGCUGCUGCAGGGCACACAACAGACCUCUAUGUGAAGAGCCCCAGGCCUGGGACAGGAGGUGGCCUUAGGCUGAUGGCCCUGUGAAGCUGGAUGCUUGGUUUUAAGGACUACGACACUCAUGUUUAUGCAUAUGCACAUUUCCUUGAGUCACUUGUACUGUUUGCUGUUUCUGUCUGUCACCCCAGCUGCCAAAGUUUUACAGUAGUUGAUCAUGGUAAAGCAACAUUUCUGAUUCCCAAAAACCUGUGUCAUAGAGCAACAUGUAGCACUCAUGAAUUGGCUGUCAGCAGCACCACUUGUGCCAUGAAAGUCUGUGCUCAAGAGAUUGUAAACCUAGAGGGGAAGCUUACAGGGAGAUUGAGUAGACAAAAUGCCAAUUCAGGGGACCCUUGGACAUCUUUGCCUUUGUCCUUUAGGACUGCAGAUUCCUGGAGUCACUGCCUUGCAGCUCUAUAGAGGGCUGUGAUUGGCGAGCACUGAGGGUGGGGCACUGAGAUGGUGGAUAGCACUGAGAAGGAAGGUGACUUAACAGGCUUUUAAGCUGUUGUUUGUGACCUUGGAGAGUCAUGAGUCUGGUUACUAAGUAGACACUUUCAGUUAUGGUAGCUAGUACAAUGGCUGCCUGAGGCUUUGAAAAAAUGCUGGUUUCUGGUCUGUUAGUUUUCCCCCUUAUUUUAAAAUGCCUUUAUGCAUCUGGUGGGUCUCUUUCCACUAAUUUUGCCUCCUCUUCCCACCGAAGCAGAACAAUGAAUGUUUGGAGUGGGGUAGUUCUUUUAUUUUGUUGAAUCGUAAGAAAUUUGGCAUUUGCUUUAUAUCUGAGUUUUAAAAAUAAUUUCCUUUUUUCCAAAUUGCUUCAGCAAUGAGAAGUUGCACAGAGCUGUGCUAGUCUUGGACACCUGGAUCCUCAGGCACCAGGACCAUCACAGCAAUCUGUAGUAUGCUGUGGAAAUGGACUGUCCCUGUUGCUGUGCACGUUGUGUGAAGUGUACAGAACUGACAAUGGAGAAGAUGUAAUGCAGCAUGCUUCCCUCUGUGCCUUCUCUGUAUGUGUGGUUUAGAGCUUCUCCCAGCAGAGCCUGAAGCAGCAGCUAGGAUUCCUUGCUUGCUUCUAGUGUCAUAAAGACUUCACACUACUGGGGUUUGGAAGGCAUGUCUUCCCUUGGUGGGACAGGUGUAGCCUGUGUCAUCACCUAGGGAGUUUCAGCCUUUACCACACGAGGUGAAUAAUUAGUGUGUUUGGGAUGUUCUGUCUAGGGUCUGGGGAGCCCUUUCGGGCUGGUUGCUCAGGAGAACUCGCUCCCCAAAGCUUCUCUGUGUUUGCAGGCUGUCUUCUAAAGCAACCCCUUAAAAAGAGUCUUGGCUGUACUGGCAUGUGCACAUGUAGGUUUAACUGCCUUAUCCUGAAAUGGAAACUUGAAGCCACCCGUGUAUAUAUCCCUUUCUUUCCCCUUUUUUUGGUCAGGUGUUUUGAUUUGUUUUGGGGGUGUUUUUUAAACAAUAAAAUUUGAGGCCAUGAAAUGCUAGCUGAUGAGCUGUCCUGGGAAAGAGAUUGUGCCUAUCCUCUCCUUGGAGUUCCUUGGUCUGAUGGCAGUUGCAACAAGGCACGGGGAGCACUCAUGUUCAUACAGAACCGAUGUGUGAUAGGCUACAAACCAGUUAUUUAAAAGCAAGUGAAAAAAUAAUGAAUUAAAGUAACAAUAUUUUUUCUACCAAAGUAAUGAAACUGGCAACUGCAAUAGAGAGGCAUGCUGUGUCUUCAGACCUAAUAAUGUAUGGAAACCACACCUGGUAUGUUGUUCAGGUUCCAGUGCUGUUGCUGUGGUGAUGAGGUGACGGUAGAGCCUCACUGGAGCUGUGUGCAGAGUUACUGAUGCCUGUGAAAAUCUGUAAAUGUGUUGACAGUGCUGAUUGGUUUCUAAUUCAAUAGCUAUUUUUGUUAAAUAAAAAUGCUCUGAGA
Pogoniulus pusillus (Red-fronted tinkerbird) is the source of this 3870-nucleotide messenger RNA. RefSeq names its product solute carrier family 19 member 2 (gene SLC19A2). NCBI's taxonomy places the organism in Eukaryota, Metazoa, Chordata, Aves, Piciformes, Lybiidae. Gene Ontology annotation, biological process: transmembrane transport; thiamine transport. The transcript is spliced from 6 exons. Gene Ontology annotation, cellular component: plasma membrane. The record is from RefSeq and is a predicted model, not a curated record. The coding region runs from base 95 to 1570 and encodes 491 amino acids. Gene Ontology annotation, molecular function: thiamine transmembrane transporter activity.